AAAAAAAAAUAAUAAUAAUUUGUAUCGUUUGGGAGUUAUAGAAGAAGAAGAAGAAGAAGAAGAAGAAGAGAGAGAAGUCAGCAGCAGCUUUGUCUUCUUUGUAUUCUUGCAAGAUCUCUCUUUCAUUUCAACUUCAACAGCUCCGCUUUUGUUUAGCUUCUCUUCUUUCAUUACACAACCAAAAAAAAAAAAAACUUGGGGAUCAAGUUUUUGGCUGGACGCAACUAUUUUCACACUCAAGUCAACUACUAAAUUGAAGAUAAUUAGAAUCUGGAAUUGUCUGUGAAGAACUCAGGGAAAAUUUGGAUUCAAGUGCAGUUAAAGGAACAAGGUGACAGGUUGGAGUCGAUACAGUCCAAUUUCAGAUGAGGUUUCAUUAGCACUUAAUCAAACACAGAUCAAGAAGAGAGAAUAUAUGUUCAAAUAGCCUAAGAAGCUGUGACUUUAUGUUUGCAAUGGGAACAAUGGCAGAAUUGGGAACCAUGGGAAAGUUUGGAGCCAUGGCAGAAGAGCAGCAAGUUAACCAGAUGGUCAUGGAUAAACAAUCGGCAGAAGAAUGGCUAUCGCGCGUCCAUUCACUAAUACCAUCAGUGCUCAGCAAGGCCAAAACGGUUAAGAAUUUCGCAGGACGUUGGAAGACCAUAAUCUCAAAGAUUGAUCAGAUUCCAGGUUGUCUAUCUGACCUCUCAAGCCACCCUUGUUUCUCCAAGAACAAGCUCUGCAACGAGCAGUUACAAUCUGUGGUUAAGACGCUUAACGAAGUGAUAGAGCUUGCAGAGUUGUGUUCAACUGACAAGUAUGAAGGGAAGCUGCGUAUGCAGAGCGAUCUCGAUGCUUUAUCUGGAAAACUGGAUUUGAAUCUAAGAGACUGUAUGGUUUUGAUCAAGACCGGCGUCCUCGGUGAAGCCACACUACCUCUAUAUAUCUCAAGUUCUCUGGAAACACCCAAAAUUUCCAGUUUAAAAGAACUUCUAGCGAGGCUUCAGAUCGGUCACUUGGAAUCAAAACACAAUGCUCUCGAGAACCUCCUCCGUGCAAUGCAAGAAGAUGAAAAGAUGGUUAUGCCUUUGAUCGGACGAGCCAACGUAGCAGCUUUAGUCCAACUGUUAACAGCAACUUCGACAAGAAUCAGAGAGAAAGCUGUGAAUCUCAUCAGCGUAUUAGCGGAAUCAGGACACUGCGACGAGUGGCUUAUCUCCGAAGGUGUAUUGCCUCCUCUAGUGAGGCUAAUCGAAUCAGGAAGUCUUGAAACCAAAGAAAAAGCUGCAAUUGCGAUCCAGAGGCUGUCCAUGACAGAGGAAAACGCGAGGGAAAUCGCAGGACACGGGGGAAUCACACCGCUGAUCGAUCUCUGUAAAACAGGGGAUUCAGUGUCACAAGCUGCGUCCGCAGCUGCUUUGAAGAACAUCUCAGCAGUUUCAGAGCUCAGACAGUUACUUGGAGAAGAAGGAAUGGUUAGAGUCGCGAUCGAUCUCCUAGACCACGGGAUACUGUUAGGAUCAAGAGAACACAUGGCGGAGUGUUUGCAGAAUCUCACUGCAGCGAGCGAAGCUCUGCGUGAAGCCAUUGUUUCAGAAGGCGGAGUUCCGAGUCUCUUGGCAUACCUAGACGGUCCGCUGCCGCAAGAACCGGCGGUGACGGCGCUGAGAAAUCUAAUCCCGUCGGUGAAUUCAGAG
Camelina sativa (false flax) is the source of this 1676-nucleotide messenger RNA. RefSeq lists its product as uncharacterized. The record is from RefSeq and is a predicted model, not a curated record. Gene Ontology annotation, molecular function: protein binding. NCBI's taxonomy places the organism in Eukaryota, Viridiplantae, Streptophyta, Magnoliopsida, Brassicales, Brassicaceae.